Amoebophrya sp. A25 is the source of this 4188-nucleotide messenger RNA. The record is from the annotation of a GenBank genome assembly. NCBI's taxonomy places the organism in Eukaryota, Dinophyceae, Syndiniales, Amoebophryaceae.
AAAUAAAUGAUGCGACUGAAGACGCUGCAUUGAAUCAGGUGGCAGUGUCAGGAGUAGGGACCAAGUUGUUGUGCAAAAAAAUAUUUGUUCUUUUGAUACGUGCAUUAAUGGCACGUCGAGGGAUCACAACUACUUCUGGUUCUGUGCUGUUUAUGAGAAGAAUCUCUAAAUUCAUACCCGAAAGAAUACACAAAUUAAUGGAAGAAUUGCGCUAGCGAACGCAUCUUGUUCUUUUAUCGUCCUCUGAUUGCAAGAGGAGUAGUAGCAGAAGCAGCUUGAGGCUGCUGCAAUCAUCAACGACAUCAAGAUUGGCUGGACAACAACGACAACGAAUAUCCGAAAAAAUGCUUGGCCUUCGACCGCCGUUCGGUUCGGCUUCUAUGCCGAGUAACGUGCGCGGGGCGACUGUGGACUCAAAUGGUUUUCCGACAGAGCAACCGCACACACGAUAUCAUCGAGGGGAGAAUCCGCGAGUCUGGGCUGCCGAGACAGGUUUCGUUGACAGCGUCUACAGCCAUGACGGCAAGCAUGUGCCGGAUGGAUCACCACUUACUGGCUUGCGAAGCAUUAUGAUUUGUAACAUCUUGACGAUCCAGAUCCUACUUUGAUGCAGUUUUCUUGAUAUUUUUCGUUUGCUGUUUUUAGGCUUCUUCGGUAGCUACGAAUGGACUGCAACAGGAGCAAUCAUGAUGAACUCCUUAAACAUUUUGUAACCUCUGGAAAAAAGUGCUUCGUGUCUAGAAGUGAUAAGGACGACGUUCACGCUCUAAGAAGUACAUAUUCUAGUAGUGCUCUCCUUCUUGACUGAGUAAGCCCCUGAUGCUCAUCCUGAUUCACGACUUGCUUGUCAUUACCCUGCCCACUUUCAUACGUUUGUCGCCAAGAACCCUGAAGCUCGUGUGGGGCCAGUAUAAGGACCAAUGGCGAGGUCCCGCCAGCACGAUGCCGCACUUCAUGCAACUGGUGCACAACAAUAACGCGGGAUCCACUGACCUCGAGAGGUCAGUUUUGCAAACUAGCGACACGAGUCUAGUCACCUUCAGCCCACGCAUUCUGUCCAUGCGAGACCAACACAAGAAAGACCAACGCGUAGAACCAUUUGAGUACAAGAAGCCAAUAACGCAAGCGGAAAAAGACCUGAGAAACCACAAGUUUUGGUACGUCACGCUCGACUACAAGGACAAGCCAACAAGCGUGCAUGGAUACUGUACUCGACGUCUUAGUUGUCUAGAUUGAUUCUUGAAGGUUAAUGCCAGUUGUUCUUUCUUGAAGAAGUUUAGAAGUCUUGCUCCUCGGGUUGUCCACCAACUCAUUCAAAUCAUUGUUGAUUUUUCAUCAUCAAAAGCAUACGUUUGCGAUGCACCACGUGUAGUAUGUCACAAUCAAUCUUCAAAAAACAGGGCAUUGGAAUACGAGUUUUUUGCCAUGCACGCAAUUAACCGACUUCCCUCGGAGAGAAGGAAGUCCAAUGAGCCCGCGACCGGGUGAGGAUCCAAGCAGAAAUAUUUCCCAGCUAUCUUCGCCCGCGCUCAGUCGUACUUUUUCAAUCCCGCGCGCCAAAGUCUAUGAGUUUAAGUACGUAGUACAUUAAAUAGUCCUUGAAGGUGAAGAAAUCGAUCGUAGUAUGGAGAAAUUAAUAAGACGGACGCACGAAAGGAAGCACUUUUUUUUUUCUUUGCAUUUUUCGCUCACGCACUCACAGCACGCACGCCUCCACGUCGACGGUCACGAUCUCCGUCGCCCCGGGAGGAGGGGGAUCGAGAUGAGUCACCAGUCAUACGAUCUCUCACAAGGAUGGCCCACAACAUCCGCGGCACACUUCCGAAACGCAAAUUGCAGCCGUGGCCGAGUCGGACUACGAAAAAGAAAUCAACUUAUGAAUUCACAGGUUUGGAUUUUGAGAUUUGCUGAGAGUGAGACUCUAUGUGACCAAGUGAAUUUGAACAACAAGAAAAAUUUGCUUAACUAGACAGAUCACAACUUUAGCGGAAGAGGUGUUCCUGGGAACUACUAAUCAGUGAUAGCUGCAUCUACUCAGCGUUGUUCUUCUUGAUCCAUGUCUAAUACACUAGAAUGUCAGGGCUGUCUUCACAGGAGUUGAGCAUGUCCGUUUCCUAUCCAGCAGAUCUUUCGAGAGCGGCAGAUGGCCAGCUCGUUGGAGACCACUUCCAACAGUUCGCGCAUGAAAAGCGAAAGCAGCUAAGCUCACUUGCGCAUAGCAAAGUCCUCUUUGUUAUGGCUCGAGAAAUUAUAUUUAUUUUUAUAUGUUUUAGGGCUGCACGGUACCCCCCAUGUGGUCUGGUCUGUGGUGGCGCGCGCGCGCUUUUCCGCGCUGAUUUUCGCGGAUUCCAGUGGUGGAAGGCGUCAAAACUUGGCGCAGGCGGUCCCUUGCGCCUCUCUGCGUGGUCCUUAGGGAACUCCUGGCCUCUGCUGACCCUCGCAGGCGGGAGGCCUCCGGGGUAAAAGGCCGCCGAAGGCGGCCAAGGUCGCAUGAGCCAGGAAGCCGAUGAUCAAGGGCCCGGAGGGUACAGGCCGCACGGCUCAGAGAGUCCAGCCCCUCGCCUUUUGGCGCCUUCGGAGGCCUUCCAAAACCGGCGCACUGCUGCGGCGGCGAAGCAUAUCGGAGGCACUUAGGGCACAGGCAGGCACCUGGAAAGGGGCGCAGGCGGUCCCCUGGGCCCCUUUUGAAGCCUCCCAGCUAGAUCGGAGGCCUGUAAGGGACCGCCAGGCAGCUGGAGGGGAGCGGAGGAGGUAACUUGGCUCCUUUUUGAGGCCUUCUACCCCCGGCAGACGCCUUAAAAAGGGGCCUGGGGCGGCACGGUGCCCCCCCUUACGCUAGGGGGGGGGCGCCGUCGCCCCGCGCCCUGGAUCAUAUAUGAUUAUUCAUUAUGCUCUUUGUAUAGUUUAUAGAUACAAAAGUGAUCUUCAUCUUGUUCGUUCCCUGUAGAAAUGUACAGUACGUAGUAUCACUUGCAUUGUUAUCGCUGAGAAAUUACAACGGUCCGCAGUUACUGUUUCUCAUAGAUAAUUGACACUCUUGCGUACCUCAACCUCAUGAUCGUCAUGAUCUAAGUGUUUCGGCGACAAGAGGAUGGGCAUCUCUUCGAGUGGCGCGUUUUAUCAAGGAUCGCCACGAACUGAAGGUGCAACAACUUCCUUUAUGUUUAUUCAUUGCUAGACGUUUCUUCGAAGUGACUUCAUCGAUCUAGUCCAUUCAUCAUCAUUAUUCAUCGAUUCUAGAAAUACCAGUCUUGCCAUGACGACAUCAGACAGUUAUAAUAGUAGGAAUAGAGUACUAUCAUGAUAGGGAAAGGGAAUGCAAUUCCAUUUAUUUCUCCAGGUGACGUUUCCGUUAUGUCAAAGUCAACUUCGAGGCGCAGUCUCGUGACGUACAAGAGCGAAAGACACGCCCGAGUCGCUGAAAGCAUAAACCGUACUUCCAUGAUCUCAAUGUUAAAUACUGCGGUUUCCUUUUCACUUUCCUUACUCCGGAAGAAUUAUUUUCACGCGGUGCCGUUUGACAUCGUUCGUUGGAGUCUACUCAAAAUGUUGAUCAUUUGAUUGGUCACACCGGACACACAUGAUAUGACAUGACAUUUUCUCUUCCUUCUCAGGUUUGGCACCGAUGACGCAGACUAGUUACAAUACUCGAAAGCGUGCGCCUGCCCGAAAGUAUCGGCAAUUUCUCUACACGUCAUUGCAUGGCACGAAAAAAGAUCUGCCGAUCAUUGCGGACCGUGUAGACGCUCUAAACCCUACGCGCCGAGAAGGCAGUUGGUGGCAAGAGCCCAAGCCAAGCGACAAGGGUUGGCGAAGCAACACCAGAGUCACACACAGGCCUAUGAUGUGAACGAAAAAAUUUAUAGACGAAUUUACUCGUCCGUUGUUGUUGUAAAGAAAAUAUUACAACAGUCAGAAUCACUCUAGAGAUUUAUUAUUGCUACUCAAUCUAACAGUCGCAGGUGCGGGGAGGGCGGUGCCCUGUGGAGGCAACCCGAUCGAUUGACUGAUCUAAUAUAUUUAUCGUCGCCAGUACUUAAUGCAUGCCCUUUUUCACUUCGUUUUUGCUACAUAUUUUUCACAUUUACAUUUGGAUAUCUCAUACAACUAGAGGUAGAGCCGGCGUGGUCAUCGUAUCUGGUGCUAGUACGUAGCAAUAGUGCAUCUCUACUGUUUGAUCCUGAUUAA